Molecule: messenger RNA, 880 nt
Organism: Perca fluviatilis (European perch)
Lineage: Eukaryota; Metazoa; Chordata; Actinopteri; Perciformes; Percidae
Product: polyubiquitin-B-like
Exons: 2
Coding region: 167-634 (155 amino acids)
Biological process (GO): modification-dependent protein catabolic process; protein ubiquitination
Cellular component (GO): cytoplasm; nucleus
Molecular function (GO): protein tag activity; ubiquitin protein ligase binding
Source: RefSeq, a predicted model, not a curated record
GUCGUAAAGGGAGGUGUGGAUCAGCUGAGGCAGACUGUAUAUAAACAGUGGUAGCUGAAGCCUCUGACAGCUGAUCCUGAGCAUAGUUGUUGUUCUGUCACCGUCUGAAGACCUCAAGUUCUCCGGAGGAAUUUGCUAAAGUAAAGAUCACAAGGCCACUUUGAUCAUGGACAUAACCAUCUGCAUGCUGAACGGGACUUCCCGCACCCUGAGGGUGCACCCUGAGGACACAGUGGGGUCUCUGAAAAUUCUCAUCCAGGACAAACUAGGAUUUCCCUCUGCAACGCAGAGGCUGGUGUUUGUGAACGGCAUGAACACCGAUCUCAGCGACGACUCGAGGCCCCUGAGCUCCUACGGCUUACGAUCUGGCGCCAGGGUGUCCCUGCUGGUGACCCAGCCGGCGACCGUCCAGGUGUUCCUCAGAAACGAGAAGGGGAAGUUGAGCACAUAUGACAUCCAACGCGACGAGACUGUGAGCCACUUCAGGAGCAGGGUCGAGAGCAGAGAGGGGAUUCCGGUGAGCCAGCAGAGGCUCAUUCACCAAGGCAGAGAGAUGAACGAGGGCAGACUUUCCGAAUACAAUGUUGAAGCGCUGAGCACCAUCGACCUGGGUCUCCGUCUAAGAGGAGGCUGAGGACACUUUCAUAUAGUUCAUAUUCUGUACAUUCCUUUAUUUAAUCUAAAUCAAGAUCUGACAGCCUCAAAUGCCAUAUUUCGUAUUUAUUUGUAUUUUCAUUUGGAAAAAGCAAUGCAUUCCAAGAGUAAUUCUGCCAUAUCUAAAAAAUGAUCAUAACGUUCACACACACACACAACACAGUAUGUUAGAAUUGUAUUUUGACAUGUUUUAAUAUAUUAACUGGACACUGUUUAAAAAAAAAAA